AUGCCCGUCAUGCUAGACUCGGGCGAGUUGCUGGACUCUUUUGUCGCUGCUCGGGUACAAAGCGCUGGUGUGCCCUCAGCUGUAGAUGCGAUAUCGACCGCCAUGCCUUCCCUCAGGACGAUUGGAAAGCUCGCGCUCGGUGGUGCACAGCUUGUGUUGGCACAGGGCGCUGUCAACCCGUUCCAGUCUUGCUCGAAUCCACAGUUGAGUUGUCACAACACGACAGCGGUGGAGAACUUGUGCUGCUUCAAUGCCCCCGGUGGACAGCUGCUGCAGACGCAGUUCUGGGACACCCACCCAGUGACCGGUCCGGUCGACAGCUGGACGCUGCACGGUCUGUGGCCUGACCGUUGCGACGGUACCUACGACGCAAACUGCGACGCUUCGCGCUCGUACUCCAACAUCUCGGCGAUCCUCAAAUCCUUCGGCGCAGACGACACCCUCUCGUUCAUGCAGACAUACUGGAAAGAUUACCAAGGCAACGACGAGUCCUUCUGGUACCACGAGUGGAGCAAGCACGGCACUUGCAUCAGCACACUCGAGCCAGAAUGUUACACCGAGCACAAGCCCACCGAAGAGGUCGUCGACUACUUCAACCGCGCUGUGUCGCUCUAUAAGACACUGCCCAGCUAUGAGUGGCUUGCUGCUGCGGGUAUCACACCCAGCAGCUCGCAGACCUACACAUUCCAGGCCAUCCAAGAUGCACUGGCUGCAAAGCGCCCCGGUGUUGAAGUCACGCUAGGCUGCAAGUCCGGCGAGCUGAAUGAGAUCUGGUACCACUACGAUGUCCGUGGCUCGCUGCAGACGGGCGAGUUUGUUCCCACAAACCCGGACGGCACCAAGUCAACUUGCCCAAAGACUGGAAUCAAGUACCUUCCCAAGGGCGCCAGCCAGCCUACAGCGACGAGCACUACCGUUGGUGGCCCAGCGCCUACCAGUACCUCUGCGCCAGGCACCCCUUUCAGCGGCAAGGGGUACCUGAACGUCCAAGUCGGCGGCGCAAACAAGGGCUGUAUCAUUAGCAAGGGGACCUGGUACACGACAGGCACCUGUGCGACAUUCACCGCAGCCAAUCUCGACGACGGCUUCACACUGACCAGCUCAAAGGGCAAGUGCGGUAUCGUCGGCGGUGCGCUUACUUGCGACACAAGCGUGAGCAGCGGAACUGGCUUCACUGCCGUUGACAGCAGUCUCGCAGCUGGCGGAAACGCAGUUUGGAGCGCAGACAAGGCUGCGAGCGGAAGUACGCAGGUCCCGGUUUACGCUGGAGGGGAUCAUGCACAGCAGUUUGCUCUGACGUGGCAGAGCGCGUAG
This is a messenger RNA of Ascochyta rabiei, 1314 nucleotides long. Its product is annotated as Ribonuclease T(2). Lineage: Eukaryota; Fungi; Ascomycota; Dothideomycetes; Pleosporales; Didymellaceae. The transcript has 2 exons. The record is from RefSeq and is a predicted model, not a curated record. Gene Ontology annotation, cellular component: extracellular region. Gene Ontology annotation, biological process: RNA catabolic process. Gene Ontology annotation, molecular function: RNA binding; ribonuclease T2 activity. The coding region runs from base 1 to 1314 and encodes 437 amino acids.